AUGCAGUAUCCACCGCCGCCCGGUGCGAUGUGGGUCCCGGUCGGCGCGGGUCCCCCCGGUGGCGCGAUUCCGUUCGCGCCGGCUCCCCCGCCCCUUCCGAUGCUGCCGUCGCUCGACGCCCUCUGCUCGCGAGCGGUCGUGGACAUCCUCCAGAACGCCGAACGAGCGGACACGCUCGUGUUCGUGGGGUUUCACGCGGCGUGCACCAAGAUGUGCGAGCUCGAGGGCGUCGCGAACCUGGGCCAGCUCGGCGCGCACGACCCGGCCGCGCAGGUGCCGCUCCUGGGAAGAAUUCUGCAAAUCGAGCAGAUGUCUACCGCUUUCGUCGGCUCGUACAUCGCGCAGAGAUCGAUCGUGACGCUGCGCGACAUGGAGAGAGAGCUCGUGGCGUUCCUCAGGAGCUAUAACCUGCAGCCGAGGACCGAGACCUCGGGCGGGGUGACCCGCAUCGCGCCCGACCUCGCCACCAAUUCGGAGGAGAUCUCCCUCGACGAUCCCGACGAGAACAACGACGACACAGCUGUGCGCGACGAGAACGUUCUCGUCGGCUUUCGAUGCAUGGGCGUCGGAUCCCUCGCGGCACUCCCCGUCGUCGCCGCGGCGUUCGGUCCGCCCUUAAAGCCGUCCUCCGUGACGCGCGGCGCCGACGACGGCACAGCUGUGCGCGACGACGACGACACAGCUGUGCGCCAACUCGACCCGCUCGCCGAGCUCGCCGAGUUUUUGGAGAAUCGAGCCGCGUCCGGGACGAACCGACUCGCGAACGAAGGCCGCGGCGUCUCGCUCGGCGCCGCGUUCGAGGCGCACCUCGCGACGAAGCUAGCCGGGAAGCUAGCGGUGAACGGCGGGGGGGCGUCGUCGUCGUCGCCAGCUGUGUCCGUUCUUCGCGAGCGGGGGAUCCUGGUGCGGCACGACUCGUUGCGACGGGAGCGAGCGUGCGCGGCGCACGUGGGGAACGCGCUACGCGCCGAGGCGAGACGGGCGCGGGAGGACGCGCUACGCGCCGAGGCUGACGCCGAGCUGGCGGCGACACGGGCGGCGAGGGCGAGGUCACGGGCCGGGGCGGGGCCGUUAUCGGCGCCGAGGCUGGCGCCGCCCGCGAGCUCUGACGCGCUCGCGUUCAUCGAGGAGACGCGGCGCGCGGGGGGAUUCGACCCGCGGUGGCGGCCGUCGCGGUCCAAGGUUUUGGCCGCGGCGGCGAAGGCGGAGGCGUCGUCGGUGUUGACGCAGGACGCCGCGUUCGCCGCGGCGGCUGAGUACGCGGCGCUGCACCUGUGCGGGGGUAAAUACCGGGCCAAGGCUUUCGAACCACCCUCCGACGACGACGAGGACGGAUCCGGGGCGUCGAUCGAAUCCACGUCAGGUUCUUCGGACGCCGACGACGACGAUGAUAACGACGCCGACGACGACGACGGCGACGCCAAAAAGGAGGAGGAGGAUGAGGACGCCGGUGUCCCGCCGGCGAAGCGCUCCAAAAAGGAGGAGGGCUCCAAGUCAUGUUGGGAGGGUCGGAUGGGUUCGGAGUUUCGCGGCGCUUCCGCCACCGGCCACCACGCGCCCGUUCCCGACGACGACGUCGACGACGAUGGACCGCUAAACCCCAACCCUACACCCGCGGUGACGACCGUGGGGUACGAUGAGCUGGUGGGGUGCUUGCCGUGGUGGGGCGACGGUGAGGUUUCGGAUAACAGGCGCGUCGGUCGAUGGGGCGAGGCGCUGGUGUACCGGUACCUGCUGCAGAGGCACCCGGGGUGGACCGUGACCUGGGUCAACGAACACGCGGAGAGCAAAUCGUUCUACGACGUCAAGAUGCGAAACGUUCGCGACGGGAGGAUCGUUUUCGUCGAGGUGAAGACGACGAGGUCGGCGGACAAGAACGCGUUUGAGGUUUCGCCGUGGGAGUGGGAUUUCGCGUGCAAGCCUGGGGUGGAGUAUCACGUGUACAGGGUGUACUCGGCGGGCGAGCGUGGACGGACGCGGAUCACGAUCGUGAGGAAUCCGGCGAAGCUGGUGCGGGAGCACGCGAUAUCGAUGGCUUUGGCCAUUUAG
Messenger RNA from Micromonas commoda, 2049 nucleotides. RefSeq lists its product with no specific name. The record is from RefSeq and is a predicted model, not a curated record. The transcript has a single exon. Lineage: Eukaryota; Viridiplantae; Chlorophyta; Mamiellophyceae; Mamiellales; Mamiellaceae. Bases 1 to 2049 code for a protein of 682 amino acids.